CAAGUUUUUUGAUGUGUUAAGUUUAUUUACUUUACUAACUUUUGUAUUGUAUUUGUAAAUUUUGUUUAUUUUAUAUAAAAAUGUAAAUUGAAAUAUUCAACGUUCAGUCAAAUCUCACAAUUACAAUGGAUUUAAAACUCUCUAGUACCUCGAUAAAAAACAUCGUGAGAAAAAGUUUAACGGGUCUAGUAACUUUGAAUCAGGAUACAGCUUUAUUCGAAUUUGGAAAUGUAGUAGUACAAAAAAAUUAUUUCGAUUCUAAUAAAGUUAGAAUUAUGUCGGGGGGGCCUUAUUGCAUGGGAGACUUUGUUGGAAUAGGGAUGUUAACAGCUGCAGCACAAGGAGAUAACUUCGUGGCACCUUCUUCGAAAAUUAUUUUACGUACCCUGAGAGAACUGAGUUACAAUCACGUGAAAGGAAUCUUGGUAAUUGUUCGUGCAAGUUCUGGAAAUUUUCUCAAUUUUGGCCUGGCAACGGAAAGAGCCCUGAAUGAUAAUUUACGAGUAAAAUUACUUACUGUCAGUGAUGAUGUUUAUAACGAAAAAUUACCAAAAACCUGUUCAAGAGGUCUUAGUGGCAUUGUAUUAAUAAGCAAGAUUGCAGGAGCAAUGUCUGAACAAGAUUUGCCUCUAACUGAUAUAUUCAUGUUUUGUAAAAAAUAUUUGCCUAAUAUCAUUAGCACUGAAAUGGAUAUAGAAGAGUACAUAGAGAGUUAUGUAAAUAAAUGUAUAUGCGUCACAAAAUUAGGAGGAAGUAGUUCGUCAGGAUCCAAAAGGAUAAGAUUGAGUAUGAAUAUUACUCAGGAGGUUUGUAAGAAAGCUCUGGAUCGACUAUUGAAGAGAAUUGAUGAAGAGGAGCCAGUUGAAUGUGAAACUUCUGAAUCUUAUUCCAAGUUGGUCAUCAAAGCUGAAGAUAAUUUAGUCAUACUCUUGAAUAAUAAUGGUAUAUUGAGUAAAACCGAGGAAUUUGUAUAUGCUAAAGAAAUUAUGGAUGUUUUGAGUCGUUCGGGGAUUCAUGUACAUAGAUUUUAUAUUGGGAAUUUCCUGAAAUCUCCAGGAAAAAAUUCUUUGUCACUCACUGUUAUGAAAGUGGAAGAUCAAGACGUUCUUUCUCUCCUUGAUAGUCCUUGCACAGCACCAGGUUGGCGAUCAGUUAAUCAAGGACUGCAAGGACAGCUCUCAGUUGAUACCAAAAUAUUGAGUGGAAAUUUGAGAAGGAGGGACCGGUUGUCUCCACCAAUUCGAGGCCCAAAAUUGAGGGAUUCUUUGGCUAAUACGCUGUUGUAUUCGACACAGUUUGCAUGUGAAGCUUUGAUAUCUUGUGAAAAGCAACUCGAUCUUAUUGAUUCAGAAAAAGGUGAUGGUGAUACCGGCACAAGACUGAAGCAGGCCUGCGAAGUCCUACUGAGAAGACUGAGGCAGGAUAAGAUAAUAACAAAUUACCCUUUCACGUUCUUCGAAUCGUUGAGCAAGUUGUUGGAGUCGAAUGUGGGUGGCACCAUGGGAUGCAUAUAUAGUAUCCUCUUUGAGGCAGCAGCCAAAGUUUUCAAUGAUUUUUCAGAUACCACAGAAGUUACUCCGUUUAUAUGGCUGAAAUCGUUCGAAUCAUCGGCAGAUGCUCUCAAAAGGUAUGGUAAUAUCGAAUACGGUGAUGGAACUAUGUACGAUCCUAUUUGCGCUUGCAACAGGAGCACUCGAGCAGAGCUGGAACAGGGAAAUCACUUUAUCUAUGCAUUUGGCAAGGGAGUUUCUGCAGCCGAAGAGGCUGCUCAGGCUACCAAGAGAGAUAACUGGAAAUACCCAGACCCUGGGGCUCACGCAGUAGGAAUAUGGAUAAGGGCGGUAUAUGAAGGAGUGAAAUUGAGAUGCCCCAUCGAUUAGAAAACUGAAUUGCAAAUGACGAUUAUGUCGAGCUUAUUAAAUAUCAUAAGAGACUGAGCAUUGGUGCAAAAUAUAUAGUGCAUUAAAACUAGUAUCUUCCAUUUCUCAUUUCAACUUUGAAACAUAAUCAAAUCAUACGAAUAUAGAAUACCGAUAUUCA
This is a messenger RNA of Leptinotarsa decemlineata (Colorado potato beetle), 2040 nucleotides long. Its product is annotated as PTS-dependent dihydroxyacetone kinase 1, dihydroxyacetone-binding subunit DhaK. Gene Ontology annotation, biological process: glycerol catabolic process. The record is from RefSeq and is a predicted model, not a curated record. Gene Ontology annotation, cellular component: cytosol. Lineage: Eukaryota; Metazoa; Arthropoda; Insecta; Coleoptera; Chrysomelidae. Gene Ontology annotation, molecular function: glycerone kinase activity.